AGUUAUCGAUGAGCUGUGCAGUGAGCAACUGGUUGGAGCGAGCCACGGAAUGGCACAGUUGUGAAAAUAAAUUUCGUAUCAAAUUAAGUGAUUUAAUUUUUUUUUAUAAUUUUUUUUUUUUAAUUUAAUUUUUUAAAUAAUUUCCAAAAAAUUAAAAAUUUUUUUGCAAAAAAAAAUCCAGAAAAGCUCGAAGUAGAUUUUUAUCUUUUAUAUUUUACCCUAAAUGGAAAUAAUAACAACAACGAGAAGUAAAAUCGCACGUGAAUAUUGUUUUUCUUUGUUCUUAUUCCCGUAUUCUUGCGAAUCAAGUUAGUCAGCAGAGUUUUGUCUCUUGUCAAUUUCGUCAGAAGUCGCCUGUGUUUGCCUUUUUGCCAAGUCGUGGUCGUGGCCAAUAUUUGUACCUUUAAAGCGAGUGUGACAGUUUUCUCUGUGUCUGGCGUUUUUUUUUUGUUUUUUUUUUUGUUUUUCCUGCUCUGUUGCAAUCAUGUAGAGAUUUUCUACAUCAAAAGAAAAAAGAAACUCACACAAUUCGGGUCGUUGUCCUUUUGCAUGACUUACACUAUCAAUUCAUGCAAUAUACUGAUUUUAUUUAUCCUUCUCGGUUAGUUACCCUAUAAUUUUUUUUAAUUAAAAAAAAAAAAAACCGUUAACAACUCAACAAACUCCACACCAAUUUUUAUUGCCAAUAAUUUUUUGAAACAAAAAAAAACAAGUGCACUUGUGCCAAAAUAAUUCUCCUAGAGUUGCCAAAGUGUCAAUUUUGUUUAAAUUGAUUCUUCUCUUUUGUUUGGUUUGUUUGAACUGUGAGUGACGGAAGUAAAGUGCGUGUUGUUUUCUAUAUACUUCAAUCCACCCACCGAUUUGUGCGUUUUGAAUUUAAAAAACCAAAAAAAUAAAAAUAAAUAAAGCAAAAAAAAAUCAUUGAAAUAGAAAAUGAACAAAGCAACGAGAAAAGUCGCCCCCGAUGGCGGAUGGGGAUGGGUUGCCACAUUUGGUGUCAGUCUUGUUAAUCUUUGUACACGUUCAAUAGAACCAUCAUUUGGCCUUCUAUUUGGUGAUUUAUUAAGUGAUCUCAAUGUGGGGACCACCGGAGCAGCUGUGAUUAUAAGUACCUUAGAUGUAUGCAUGAAUUUCUCUGGACUAUUUGUUGGUCCAUUGUUAAAAGAAUUCUCCUACCGCAAAGUUGCCAUCGCUGGAUCAUUAUUAUGUGGCCUUGGUUUAGCCCUAACCUCCCCUGCCAGUAGUAUGCCACACAUUUUAGCCACGUAUAGUGUCAUCAAUGGCAUCGGUGUUGGCCUGUCCACAUCGGCGGCUUUUGUUGCCCUCAAUCAUUACUUUAAGAACAAACGAGGGCAGGCAGUUGGCUUAUCUAUGGCUGGCACAGCUAUGGGUAUGCUAAUAAUGCCACAAUUAGUUAGAAUACUACUCGAAGCUUAUGCCUUCCAAGGGGCAGUUCUAUGUCUUGCCGCAGUAGCUUUAAAUGCUUUGGUUGGUUCAAUUCUAUUGCAACCAGCAAAAUGGCAUAUGAUUGACGAACCAAUGGAUGUAGAAAUGCUGCCAGUACCGGAAAUGGAGUUCGAUCCGAUCAAGGAAGCUGAAGACGAAGAUGCCUUGCCAGAGAUGAAUACCCUGCUGUUUACAAAACAUCCCGAGGCCAAUAGCAUGAGGAAGAAUUUCUCCGAAUUGGCUAUGAGCUCGAUGAAUGGUAACCGGACGGGUAUUCCCAAAAGAACAUCAUUUCCAAGGAUCAUGUCUCUGGCAGGAGUACAGUCGGCCGAAAGGAAUUACUCUAAUAGUGACAUGAAUGCAGUGCUAAGGCACCGCAAACAAUCGGUCACAUCUAACUUGUCUCUGUUGGAUUUCACAGGAAGCAUUCUUCAGGUUCACAUGAACACCGGCGAUGCUGAUUUUGAGCGACAAGAUCGUGAGCUAAAGCGUGUGCAUACACUAUCGGGGAGUCUAGCCAAUCAUGACACCAACCAGGAUUCGUUCAUCAAAAUGAAGCCGACGGAGAGUGAAAAGAAGCAACUUGAACAGAGUAGCAAACAGGGGAAGCCAGGAUUUUGGAAAAGGUUUGCCGAUCUGAUGGAUGUGGAUUUACUCAAAGAUAGGAUGUUUUUGAAUAUUCUGUUUGGUCUGUCAAUAUUUUACGUAGCCGAGAUGAAUUUCAAAAUGGUGACGCCAUUUUUCUUUGCCAAUUUGGGAUAUCAUAAGUCGGAUGUCGCUUUUUGUUUGUCAAUUACUGCUAUCACAGAUAUUGCAGCGAGAGUUGUAUUGCCUCCGAUAUUUGACAGGACGAAUAUCAAAAAGCGAACGAUUUUUUUAAUCUCGAUUAUUUUUGUGGCUAUUACGAGAUCAAUAAUGGCAGAGCAAACUGAAUGGCAUGCAUUAAUGGUUUGGCUGUCAAUAUGCGGUUUCUUCAGAGGUUCAGCUUUGAGUAAUUUUACACUCACAGUAUCAGAAUAUUGUUCGCUGGAAAAACUACCAUCAGCCUUUGGCUGGCAUUUGGUGGGUAAAGCAGUAUUUGUUAUUUGCUUUGGACCACUUAUUGGUGCUAUUCGUGAUCUAACACAAAGUUAUCCUAUUUGCAUUCAUGCCCAAAGUGUUUGCAUAUACAUUUGCAGUAUAGCUUGGGGAACUGAAUACCUUUUAACAUAUUUACGAAGUCGCAAGAAGAACAAAGAACAACAAAACGAUAUUAAACAGUAACACAAAUAUUUAACAAAAAAUAA
Episyrphus balteatus (marmalade hoverfly) is the source of this 2732-nucleotide messenger RNA. RefSeq lists its product as uncharacterized. Gene Ontology annotation, biological process: transmembrane transport; monocarboxylic acid transport. Gene Ontology annotation, molecular function: monocarboxylic acid transmembrane transporter activity. The record is from RefSeq and is a predicted model, not a curated record. Bases 934 to 2709 code for a protein of 591 amino acids. The transcript is spliced from 4 exons. NCBI's taxonomy places the organism in Eukaryota, Metazoa, Arthropoda, Insecta, Diptera, Syrphidae.